AUGGCGCUCAGCUCCACAGAGGAGUUCCUCUCCAGCCUCGAUCACUAUGAAAUUGCAUUCCCCAUCCAAGUGGACCAAAACGGGGACUUCCUCACCUUUGACGUGAGAAGCCAGCUGAAGCAACGUCCUCGGCGCAGUCUGGGCUCCUUGCCCUACGAGCCAUCUGAGCAGCAGGUUUUCUACAAAGUCUCUGCCCACCGAACCCAGUUCCUCCUCAACCUAACACUGCACUCCAACCUGCUGGCUGAGCACUUCACUGUCGAAUACUGGAAGCGAGAUGGCGUGGACUGGCAACAUGAUUUCCACGAAGACUGCCACUAUGCAGGCCACUUGCAGGAUCAGUACCUGAACUCAAAGGUCGCCAUCAGCAACUGCAAUGGACUGCAUGGGGUGAUCGUUGCAGAUGAGGAGGAAUAUUUCAUUGAACCGCUGAGCCCAGGAGCCAAUGUCAGCACAGGGAGCGAGGGCAAGGGCAGCCCCCACGUCGUGUACAAGCGAUCGUCUCUCCAGUACCCACACAUGGAUGCAGCCUGCGGCGUGCUAGAUGAAAAGCCCUGGAAAGGGAGACACUGGUGGCUGCGGACGCUGAAGCCCUCACCUCUGAAGCCGUCGGGCAACCACAGCCAGCGAGGCCAGCUGCCCCUGAAGAGAUCCGUCAGCACGGAGCGCUAUGUGGAGACCCUGGUGGUGGCUGACAAAAUGAUGGUGGGGUACCAUGGGCGGCGGGACAUAGAGCAGUACAUCCUGGCCAUCAUGAAUAUUGUCAGGUUGCCAAACUUUUCCAGGACUCAAGUCUGGGCAAUAUUGUCAAUAUACUGGUGACCCGGCUGAUUCUCCUCACUGAGGAUCAGCCCACACUGGAGAUUAACCACCAUGCCGGGAAAUCCCUGGACAGCUUCUGCAAGUGGCAGAAAUCCAUUGUGAACAGGAAUGGCAAUGGGAAUGCUAUCCCCGAGAAUGGCAUAGCCAACCACGACACUGCAGUGCUGAUCAC
This is a messenger RNA of Phaethon lepturus (White-tailed tropicbird), 994 nucleotides long. RefSeq names its product A disintegrin and metalloproteinase with thrombospondin motifs 10-like. Gene Ontology annotation, molecular function: metallopeptidase activity. Bases 1 to 822 code for a protein of 273 amino acids. The record is from RefSeq and is a predicted model, not a curated record. Lineage: Eukaryota; Metazoa; Chordata; Aves; Phaethontiformes; Phaethontidae. The transcript is spliced from 6 exons.